GCCGCCGCCGGAGCCCGGAGCCUCCCGCCGCCGCUCUCGGCCGGGGCGGGGCGGGGCGGGGCGGGCAGCGCCGGUGCCGGUGGCCGUGACCGUGACCGUGGCCGUGGCCGUGGCCCCGCCAUGGCCAAGCUGCUGCCGGCGCAGGAGGCGGCCCGGAUUUACCACACCAACUACGUGCGGAACGCCCGGGCCAUGGGGGUGCUCUGGGCCCUCUUCACCCUCUGCUUCUCCAUCCUGAUGGUGGUGACCUUCGUCCAGCCGUACUGGAUCGGCGACAGCAUCGACACGCCGCAGGCCGGUUACUUCGGCCUCUUCUCCUACUGCGUCGGCAACGCGCUCACCGGCGAGCUCAUCUGCAAGGGCAGCCCCCUCGACUUCGGCACCAUCCCCUCCAGCGCCUUCAAAACCGCCAUGUUCUUCGUAGGCGUCGCCACCUUCCUCAUCAUCGGCUCCAUCCUCUGCUUCAGCCUCUUCUUCUUCUGCAACGCAGCCACGGUCUAUAAAGUCUGUGCCUGGAUGCAGCUGGCGGCGGCUACCGGGCUGAUGAUCGGGUGCCUGAUCUACCCCGACGGCUGGGACUCGAGCGAGGUGAAGCGCAUGUGCGGGGACAAGACCGAUAAAUACACCCUGGGCGCCUGCACCGUGCGCUGGGCCUACAUCCUCUGCAUCAUCGGCAUCCUCGACGCGCUCAUCCUCUCCUUCCUGGCCUUCGUGCUGGGGAAUCGGCAGGACCACCUCCUCCCGUCUGAUUUUAAAGUGGAAGAAGAGGAAAAUGAGUGACAGAGCUGAUCACCACGGACACCUCGAGCUCUUCUUCCAUCAGACCUUUUCUUUAAAAAGACUUUUCCAGGAGUUUUAAACUUACUAACUUCUGUGGAUUUUCUAGUUGUUCUUUUCACCUACGGGGCCACUAUCAGCUCAGCUCUCGUGGAGUUUAUUUGGUAGGAAGAGCCCAAAUUGGACACAGGUGGUUUGGUUUUUUUUUUGUGGGUUUUUUUUUUUUUUUUUUUUUUUUUUUUGAGUCCAUCAGCAAACCUGGGGAAAAGGGAACAGAUGGCAAUUUGCUGCUUCUGGGGGUUUGUAUUCCUUCUUUCAAGGAAAUUACUUCUUAAUAAUAAUAAUAAAAAAAAACUGUUUUA
Messenger RNA from Tyto alba (common barn owl), 1139 nucleotides. RefSeq names its product LHFPL tetraspan subfamily member 5 (gene LHFPL5). The coding region runs from base 121 to 780 and encodes 219 amino acids. Gene Ontology annotation, cellular component: plasma membrane. Gene Ontology annotation, biological process: detection of mechanical stimulus involved in sensory perception; sensory perception of sound. The transcript is spliced from 4 exons. The record is from RefSeq and is a predicted model, not a curated record. Lineage: Eukaryota; Metazoa; Chordata; Aves; Strigiformes; Tytonidae.